Molecule: messenger RNA, 1694 nt
Organism: Osmerus eperlanus (European smelt)
Lineage: Eukaryota; Metazoa; Chordata; Actinopteri; Osmeriformes; Osmeridae
Gene: pdlim1
Product: PDZ and LIM domain 1 (elfin)
Exons: 7
Coding region: 186-1148 (320 amino acids)
Biological process (GO): heart development; actin cytoskeleton organization; muscle structure development
Cellular component (GO): Z disc; filamentous actin; stress fiber
Molecular function (GO): actin binding; muscle alpha-actinin binding
Source: RefSeq, a predicted model, not a curated record
AACGGUACGUCCCUAAAACAAACUAAGGCUAUCGUUCUUAUCAGCGUGGAAACUUCAAAAACUACUCGCCCAACUUAACCACAGGAACCGCCCCACUUCUGGUGUUAAAGUAGCUACCCUGAGUCUUGUAGAACUUCACUUUCAAUACUGUACGUGUGUCCUCUGGCAGGAAGCGCAGCGAAAUAAUGCCUCUGCGAGUUGUCAUGCAAGGUCCUGGACCCUGGGGAUUCCGUCUGGUUGGUGGGAAGGAUUUCGAACAACCAUUGACUAUCUCACGGGUUACCCCAAGCAGUAAAGCUGCCCAAGCCAACCUUUGUAUUGGGGACAUGAUCCUGGCCAUAGAUGGAGAAGCUACUGAACACAUGACUCACCUGCAAGCACAGAACAAGAUUAAGGGAUGCAUAGAAGAGAUGGUCCUCUCUGUAGACAGGUCAGAAUCCAAAAUGUGGUCUCCGCUCUCAUCUGAGGAAGGAAAGGCCAAUCCCUACAAGAUGAAUCUUGCAUCCGAGCCGCAGGAGGUUAAACAAAUAGGCUCCGCCCACAACAGGAGUGCUCUGCCGUUUGCUGCAUGCGGUUCCAAGGUGGUCACCAAUCAGUACAAUAGUCCAUCUGGGCUGUAUUCCUCACAAAACAUCAAGGACUUUAACACGACUGUGGAUGAGGCCAAAACCAUUGCCAGUGCUAAUGAGUCUGGGAGCAUCCCUGAUCCAUCAAAGCCAGGCAGUCGCCCACCAAUAGCAGCAGACUCCGAGGUGUACAAAAUGCUGCAGGAGAACCAGGAGUCAGAUGAGCCUCCUCGACAGUCAGCCUCCUUCAUGGUGCUGCAGGAGAUUCUGGAGACUGGUGACCCUGACAAGCCGUCAGGAUUCAGGAGUGUGAGACCACCCACAACAAAAAUGGGUUCAUCAGUGGGAAAUGCAGACAAAAUACCCAUAUGUGACAAGUGUGGAUCAGGGAUUGUAGGCAUGGUUGUCAAGUUGAGGGACAAAUUCCGUCACCCUGAGUGCUACAUCUGCUCUGACUGCGAAAUCAACCUGAAACAGAAGGGACAUUUCUUCGUCGAAGACCAGAUUUACUGCGAGAAGCACGCACGUGAGCGCAUGACCCCUCCUGAGGGAUACGAUGUGGUCACCGUCUUCCCAAAGUAGAGUGCUCAUUGAACUCUGGCUCAUACUGCACAUCUCCAUAGAGGCCCCUGAGCACAAUGAGAACAAACAGACAUUCCACCAUCCAAUUAUUCUGUCCUAAUGGAAGCGUGUCUAUUGUUCCAUAACUCUUCAAAACUAUAGCCGCUAGGCAUAUGUAAGACUUCGUUGAGUUUUGUCAUGAUUAUUUGCACAUAAGCAUUGAUAUUUAGAAUGUUAACCAAAGAAUACUAUGAAAUGAUGAUGGAAUAAUCAAAUUUAAUGAACGCUAAAUUCAAAAGUAUUUCGGUGCAUAGGCCCUGUGUGGUUGGUUUCAUAUCUCUUUCUCCCUGCAACAUUGAGGCCCAAUCUUCUGUUUGCAGAUGUCAAAGGCCACCAUGGUGUCACAUCCAGUUAUGUCACCAGAAUCUUAAACCAGUCUCACUUUAUUACUGGCCUUCAUAUUUUUCAUAAAGUACUGUAUUGUUUAGUUUUUUUUUUGUUUCAGAAUCAAUUGGUUAUUGUUAAUGUACGUGGUUAUUAUUACUGAAUUAAAAAAAAUUAACUCAA